AUGUUUGAAGAAUCACAGGUUAAGUGCGUUCGUCGCGAUGAGAUGCGCUCCCCGGCGUCAUCCCGCUCACCAUCACCGGCACCCAACGAUUCUGAAGCUCAAGAUGCCUACGCCAGAUUGGGAAAGCUGCUCAAUCUCGAUCACCUGGACGAUGCCCCCGAAGCCAGCGGUCAAGACAAUGACCCUUCCCAGCCCGCAGACGAGGAUGACGAACAAGAAUUCGAAUUCCGGCUGUUCAGUGCCCCCGCCAAGUCCACAGAAACAAGCAAAGAAUCACAAACAGACGCCAAUGACGAUAAGAACGCACCGGGGUCAGAUGAAAAGCCCGCGGGCACGACACAGAAGCUACGAAUCCGACUCCAUUCACCGACUCCCGGCUCUGGCGAUGCCUCAGAGGGUAGAUUCGUGAAUGCGCACCGCAAUUGGGACUACUACUUCUCCGACCCCAAGCUUUCUACCACAUAUAGCGGCAAAAUUACACCGGAGGAAGAGACACAGCUUGCUGAAAAGCAACGGCAGUUCGAGGACAUGGCCGUGAGUGGGGAUCAUAUGCUUGGAUGGGCACAGUCACAACCCUGGCCUGGAUGUCAUCUACCAUGGCGAGUGAUUCACCUCAAGCGCCAUCAAACCAAGACACCACGGCCAGCGGGCAGUCUCCCGAUCUACGUGGUGGAAGGCGCACCGUUGACGAAGAGCCCUUUGACCCGAAAGAAGCCUGGAAAGAAGAGACGCGUGCAGCUACGCAAGCGGAUUGUAGCCGCUCAGGUUGCCAAGGAGAACGACGCGGAGAAGCGUACCCGUAAGAAUCGCGAGAGGAAGCUCAAGCGCCGACAAAAGGCGCGGGAGCAGAAGGCUGCGGCGGCUGGUGUCAGCGUGGAAGAUAUUGCCAUGGCCGAGGGGGAUGAUGCUUCGUCCGGCGGAGAGAAUUAG
Penicillium brevicompactum is the source of this 930-nucleotide messenger RNA. RefSeq names its product DUF2011 domain-containing protein. The transcript is spliced from 3 exons. The coding region runs from base 1 to 930 and encodes 309 amino acids. NCBI's taxonomy places the organism in Eukaryota, Fungi, Ascomycota, Eurotiomycetes, Eurotiales, Aspergillaceae. The record is from RefSeq and is a predicted model, not a curated record.